Anopheles coluzzii is the source of this 3933-nucleotide messenger RNA. RefSeq names its product OTU domain-containing protein 5-A (gene Duba). Bases 567 to 2696 code for a protein of 709 amino acids. Gene Ontology annotation, biological process: protein deubiquitination. NCBI's taxonomy places the organism in Eukaryota, Metazoa, Arthropoda, Insecta, Diptera, Culicidae. The transcript is spliced from 8 exons. The record is from RefSeq and is a predicted model, not a curated record. Gene Ontology annotation, molecular function: K63-linked deubiquitinase activity; cysteine-type deubiquitinase activity.
AACAUCAAACUCAGCCCGUUUCAUUCACUCUCGCUGGUGGCACUCGCUCUUCCCCCAGCUGCUAAACAAUAAUAUUGUGUGUGCCACAAUUGCUUUUUAAUCCAGCCCGGAGAGCUUUUUUCCAUCAACUUCCAUCGCUGUCGUCGUUUCAGAAAUAGCUGGCGAAAAAAGUGCGUCGUUCAGCGCCGUACGUAGCAGCUCGUAUCUUUUUUUUUGUUGGUUGCCACCCCGCCUGAGCAAUAGUUAGCAACAGUGCAAGAAGCAAUAGUGGUAGCAAUUUUUUGUCGUCGUCGUCGUCGUUGUCGUGGUGUCGUGGUGUCGUGGUCGUAACCAAUCUCUCGCGCUGUACCGAGGUCGGUGUGUGCAGCAGGAAGUUUCGGUGUGCGGGAAAGAACUUGCUCUCGGUGCUUGCCCGUAGCAAAGUCUGUGUACCUUCUUUGUGUGAAACUGUGCGUGCUGUGACUGCCAGCCAUUGUGUGAAGCGGGGAAAGGUCGUGCGUGUGCGUGUGUGUAUGGUGUAGUUCUAAUUCCGCGGCUGUGCAUGGUGUGAAAAGCGGAAAUUCGCGAUGACUAUCAAACCCGUGGUCAAUCAGAAAAGUGCUAAAGAGGAAACGCAGGAGGGCACGCCUCAGAACGUGCACGGUGUGGGGAAUGCGGGCGUCCGUACGUCGCACCGUAAUGUGGUGCUUAAUCAGCUGUCGUCAUCGGAAUCGCAGGCACUGCCAAGGGAAAAACGGGUGCUAACACCGCACAGCUUCGACAGUGACAGCGUAGUACGUCAUCGUAGGAGCCCACACAAAAAUCUUGGACGUCUAAAGCGUGACCAUUACCACAAGCGUGAAAGCCGCGAACGGGAAAAGGCAACCGGUUCACCCAGCUAUCACCAUCAUGUGGUGCUGCAACCGUCUGCCAGCGGCAAAAAGCAGUCCACCGCCUGCUCCAGCACACUGGCCAGUGCGGCGGGCGGUGGUCGAUCGCCCAAAAGCACCCACCAAUCCGGCGGGGCAGGUGGAUCGCUGCUAAACAGCCACCAGGCUGUGGUGGGCAGUCCGGGAGCGUCCGGUGUCGAUCUGAACGCGGUGCUGGAGGAGGUCCGCUCGGGGUACAACAGUGGCGAUGAGUAUAUCGACUCGAAGGACGCGCAGCUGACGGCGGACGAGUGGAAGAAGCGCGACGAAGCGUUCGCGAAGGUCCUGUCCGAGCGGGGCUUCAUCCUGCACGAGAUGGAGGAGGACGGCGCGUGCCUGUUUCGGGCGAUAUCGCUGCAGAUCUACGGCGAUCAGGAGAUGCACGAAGCGAUCCGCCAGCAAACGAUGGACUACAUUUAUCAAAAUCGCGAAUAUUUCGCACAAUUCGUUACCGAAGAUAUCGCCGAUUACGUCGAGCGAAAGCGCGCCAAUCACGUGCACGGCAAUCACAUAGAAAUUCAAGCAAUGUCGGAAAUGUACAACCGUUCCGUGGAACUGUAUUGCUAUCAAACAGAACCUACCAACAUUUUCAACUCGGAUCAAAUCAACAAUGGCAACGAACCGUUCCGGCUGUCCUACCAGCGCAGCUCGCACUACAACGCCAUCGUCAACCCGUACAAAGCGUCCGUCGGCGUAGGGCUCGGCCUGGCCGGCUACCGGCCGGACGAGCUCGACAUCAAGCAGGUGGCGGACGCGGUGCGCAUGAGCGAGGAGCUCGAGAUCGAGAAGACGAUGCUGGAGGACAAGCUGAAAACGACCGACUGGGAGGCAACGAACGAAGAGAUUGAGGAGCAGAUUGCCCGCGAAUCGUACGCCCAGUACUGCCGGGAGGCGCGGCUCGGGGCCGGCGGUGGCUCCAGCCAGAACAAAAGCACCAGCAGCACGAUCACCUCGACCGAAAUGAUGGCCGCCUGUGCCAGCGGGUCCCAGUCGGCUUCCUCGUAUCUGCUCGAGCUUCGCAAGUCGCCGCCGUCGGCAAGCCAUGGCAACCAGCAGCAGGCGCCCAUUUCGUCCGGCAUGGGCAGCGAUCGGGGUGCCUGCUCGUCCAGCUCCAAGAAUAGCUCGUUCGAGCUGGACUGCUGCUCGUCCUCGCCGUCAUCCUCCCAGCAGCAUUACUACUACGGAAGCGGCGCAAGCUCGAACGGCAAUGGCGCGGGAAGCAACAAUAAUAGCACCAGCUGCAGCAGCGAAUGUAACCGGCGGAAAAAGCGUAACAUUAACUCACCUUUUCAACUCAAUUUGCCCAACAGGAUCGAGAAAACGAACAGCGCAGAAACGAAAAAGUGCAAAGCGAACGGCAACCGUACAUCCAGCACAUCCUCGAACAGUCCACGCCGUUCCGAAAGCCCUGCUGAAGAAAAAUCCCCCACACCAUCUCCACCGAGCACGUCGAGCACAAUGCCACCUCCGGCCAGAGACGGCACGGAGGAGGAAAGCAGUAGCAGUGGUAGUGGUGGUGCUGGUGCAAGUGCCCUCUUUCCAUCGUCCCUAACACCAUCGACGGGAGCAACGCGCGACGAAACGCCAAUGUCCGAGUUUUAUCAGUCCCUGCUCGAGUCUUCCUACACAGACGAUGGUAGCUUCGGACAGCUGUCGGAACGGGAAAUGAUCCAGAAAGCGCUCGAGGAGUCGGCGAUGGAUUUUGUGAAGCGCGGCGACAACUCCAAAGCUUUCCAGGAGGAUAAGUACGGCACAACGGACGAAGAGUACGAUUCCCCAUCGCCGUAAGCGUGUGCGGGGAAAAUGGAGUGUGACCAGCUGUUUUGGGGGGAGAAAGCGUCCUGGGGCGUGUCGUCUGUUCCCCUCUUCCGGUCAUCGAAUGUACAUUUUAAAUCAGGUGGUUUUAGGUUAAAACCGGGAAAAAAGAAUGGCGUGUGUUGGUCGUCAAACAGGUGUCGCACACAACAUACACACAGCUAUAUUAUGCACAUACACUACACAGCAGGGAUACAGAGAAGAUACACAAAACACACGCAGCCAAACACAAUGCACUUGUCUGCGAUUUACUCUAAUUUUUGUCUUGUAGGUUGAUAAGAGAGAAUGCGUCGUUUUUUUUCUCUCUCUCUCUUUAGGAUAUUUAACGUUUGGCUAUAGCUUAUGAUGGUAAAUUGUGUUCUUUGCUUAUUUGUUUCUUUUCUCCCUUUUUUUUUGCUACUAACAAUUAAAAGUGAUCGUCACACACACACAAAAACACACAUGCCAACACACUUGGGGCAUAACGUACUGGGGACGGAUCGCCCGUGUGUAAUGAUAGAGCUGCAACCGGAAAUGGAAUGUUGUUGGAUAUGCCAAUCAAAACAGAAAAAUGAAAAGAAGAAAAACGGGCACGAGGAGACCCGCACCACGCAAAACCACCCACGUAUGCAAUUUAGUGCGUAAUUUAUGUGUAACUAACUAAUUUAAGGGUACCGCUGUACAUUUCCCGCUGAAAACACAAGGCGCACGCAUUUUACGCUUCGCGUCUCCUAACGGUAUCGUUGCAACGUUGUACAAAGUAGAGGAUAGUGUGACUGUGUGAGUGCAGGGCAUGGCAGGGACGAGUUUUUUUUUUAAUUUUUGUUCAUUAUUGUUCUCCGAUGAUGUGAACUUUUCGUUAGCGUUCGUGUCCGCUCCCUACAAGACAUUAUUAAGCGGGCAAAAUGCGUAAAGAUCGGUUGCGGCGUUUGCAGCAUUCAAACUAGAUUCUGUUUCUAUGUAUGAGUGUGCGUGUGUGUGUUUGUGUUUUAAAUCGUCAAGAGUGUUCCUCUUAUAAGAUUAGCACAGUUUUACACUUGCAACAACACUACAACAGAAAUUUACACCACGGGGGAACACACUCGAAGGUUUGGGAGGGCGCGUGGUUCGUGUACCUAUAAGUAUAACAUUUUCAAAAUUCUCUUCUAACGCUCUAAACCAAGACAAAACGAGGGAGGAGGAACAAAUAAAAGUGAACAUAAUAAAAGUAUCAUAAUUAAUAAAAUGCAAA